Radiomyces spectabilis is the source of this 4467-nucleotide messenger RNA. RefSeq lists its product as uncharacterized. The coding region runs from base 131 to 4216 and encodes 1361 amino acids. Gene Ontology annotation, biological process: phospholipid translocation. Gene Ontology annotation, molecular function: ATPase-coupled intramembrane lipid carrier activity; ATP binding; magnesium ion binding. The transcript is spliced from 7 exons. The record is from RefSeq and is a predicted model, not a curated record. NCBI's taxonomy places the organism in Eukaryota, Fungi, Mucoromycota, Mucoromycetes, Mucorales, Radiomycetaceae. Gene Ontology annotation, cellular component: plasma membrane.
GUUGUUCUUUUUUUAGUCUUUUUUUACUCUACUCUUUUUUUCUACUUUUUUAUUGCUUUUUUGCUUUGGUGUUUUGUGUGUGGUUUUUAGACUGACCGAUCCAAACUACAUAUAAACUCUCAUCGCCUAAAUGAGUAAACGACUACGAUUGAAAGCUCUGUUCAAUCGGGAGGCGAAACAGAGGCUCAACGAUGAGGAGCAAUCGAGAGAAUUACGACGGACAGAGUCGACGUCCUCUUAUAUGCAGCAACGUCGAAAAAUAUACGUCAAUAUGCCUCUGCCUCAUUACGAGUACGAUGACAAGGGCAACCGAAUCAAAGAACAUUAUGUUCCCAACCGCAUUCGUACCGCCAAAUACACCCCGCUGUCCUUUAUACCAAAAAAUCUAUUUGAACAAUUUCGCAACGUCGCCAAUCUUUAUUUCUUAUUUCUUGUCAUUCUUCAAUGCAUACCUUUAUUCGGCGUCACCGAACCCGCCGUUUCAGCAUUACCUCUUAUUGCCAUCCUGAUCAUCACAGGUCUUAAAGACGGUAUCGAAGAUUGGAAACGAAAUCAAAGCGAUCAACGAGUCAAUCACGCCAAGACAUUGACCCUCAGUCAUUGGCGUAACGUCAAUGUUCCUCAAGGUCCACAAGGGUCUUGGCAGUUCCUUUACGUGGUUCUGGGCUUCUUUUGUUCAUUGGCCGGCGUCGACAAUCGUUACUCUCACGCUUACCGCUUGGCCUCCGUCAAAGAUAAACCCAUCAAACGAGCCGACGUCGAUUUCGAUGAAAAAGCACCAUUGACCGAACGCACGCAACAAGCGCCUCGUUCCGAACCUUACCGUCCGUCACCGACUACUGUCCCCGACAAUACGUAUCUCAAAGUCAAUGAUGAGCGAAUACCGCAGCCUCCUCCCUCGAAAAAGAUGUUUUCCACCGUUCGCCAGCGAUCCGAUACACUGCGGUCCGAACUGAGCAACAUCUUCAAACCGAAUCCCAAUCGUCGUGAAAAGUUUUAUCGUCCCGGAAGCAUUCCCCAUUCCGUUCUGUAUCGAGCGCCAUCCCAGAACCGUCGGCCCUCGACCAUCAACCCGGGUGGCAGCGGAUGCGGUGAUUUGGCUCCCGGCGACCCUCCUUCGCCAAACUGUAAAGUUUGGUGGCAAGAGAUCUCGUGGCAGGAUGUCAGUGUAGGCGAUUAUAUCAUGGUGCGCAACGACGAAGACGUUCCGGCCGAUAUUGUAAUUCUAUCCACUUCUGAAACUGAUAAUUUAUGUUAUAUUGAAACUCAAAAUCUCGAUGGCGAAACCAACCUCAAAGUACGGCAAGGUUUGAAUGCCACAGGCGAUCUUCGCACCGUCCACGAUUGUGAACGCGGUCGAUUCUAUAUCGAAACCGAACCACCGCAUGCCAACAUUUACCAAUUCAAUGGCGUUCUUCGAUGGGAAAUUGAUCAGCCCGAUGAAAACGAGACUACCGUUUCCCACCAAAAGACCGAAGCCGUUACUUACAGCAAUUUACUGCUUCGUGGUUGCGUAUUGCGAAACACUCGAUGGAUGAUCGGCAUCGUAGUGUAUACAGGCGAUGAUACCAAGAUUAUGAUGAAUUCCGGAAGAACGCCUUCCAAACGCAGUAAGAUUGCUAAAGCCACGAAUCCACAUGUCAUUGCAAACUUUGGUAUUCUUGCCGUCAUUUGUAUCAUUUCAUCCAUCAUGUCCAGUGUCCAGUUUGAUGCAAGUGGGUCGUCCCGGUAUUUUGAUUACGGCAUUGAAGGCACCAGUCGUCAUUUUCUCGGUUUCAUCACUUUUUGGGUGACCUUGAUUUUGUAUCAGAACAUUGUCCCCAUUUCCUUGUAUAUAUCCGUCGAAAUUGUAAAAACACUGGCUGCGUAUUUUAUCUAUGCCGAUAUUGAUAUGUAUCACGAAGAGACGGACACGCCGUGUAUUGCGAAAACCUGGAAUAUUUCAGACGAUUUGGGUCAGAUCGAGUAUAUCUUUUCCGACAAAACGGGCACCUUGACGCAAAACGUGAUGGAGUAUCGCAAAUGUACCAUUAAUGGCGUCGCCUAUGGUCUUGGCAAAACUGAAGCCAUGAUGGGAGCUGAGAUUCGUGAAAAAGGCAAGGUCAGUGAAUCUUCGGACACGGUGCCGAAUGUGGACGACGACACCGAUCAGCUGGAAAUCGCGAAAAAGGAAAUGUAUCAGAAGCAAGCCGAUUUGUUCGACAAUCCUCACUUGGGUCCCAAUCCCACCUUUAUCGACCCUAAACUUUUCGAUGAUCUUGCCAAAAAGGACAGCCACGCCACCUCUCUGACCCACUUCUUUUUAACCCUUGCCUUGUGUCAUACUGUGAUCGCUGAGCGACCAGAUGAAGAAAACAAGGAUGCCAUUGAAUUCAAAGCGCAGUCCCCCGAUGAAGCAGCCCUGGUGGCCACAGCGCGAGAUCUGGGAUUUGUCUUUCUAGGCCGCGAAUCCAAUGUGCUUUCCGUCAAUGUCAUGGGUGAAUUGAAGACGUUCGAUUUACUGAAUGUCCUUGAAUUCAACUCAGCCCGCAAACGUAUGAGUGUUAUUGUAAAACCUCGUGACAGCGAUCGCAUCGUCCUUCUCUGUAAAGGUGCCGACUCGGUCAUUUACGAACGUCUCUGCAACGACUUUGGUGAUCAACUGGAACUGGAAAAAGCACAACGACAACUCCAGGAACACACCAGCUCUGAUCUCGAAGAAUUCGCCAAUGAAGGUCUUCGUACAUUGUGUCUUGCGUAUCGUUUCAUCGCCCCGGAAGAGUACAAAUCAUGGAAUCGACGAUUCCAGGAGGCCAGUGCGAGUAUCCACGGUCGCGAGGAAAAGUUGGAUGAAGUAUGUGAAGAGAUUGAGCGAGACAUGCUGUUAAUGGGUGGUACCGCUAUUGAAGAUCGUCUGCAAGAAGGUGUUCCUGAAACCAUUGCCGAGUUGUCUCAGUCCGGUAUCAAAUUGUGGGUUUUGACGGGCGAUAAAUCGGAAACGGCCAUCAAUAUUGGUUACUCCUGCAAUUUGAUUACCCCGGAUAUGGACCUGUUGAUUGUCAAAGGACAGACACGCGAGGAAACAAACAAACAGCUGGACGAUGCGUUGAGCUCCACAGACGAUGAUGAUCUAUCAAAAAAACGAGCUCUGGUCAUUGACGGCAUGACGUUGAAAUACGCGCUUGAACCGAAAACGAGACACAAGGUGCUGGAACUCGGUAUGCGAUGUGCCAGUGUGAUCUGUUGUCGUGUCAGUCCAAAGCAGAAAGCACAGGUCGUGACCCUUGUCAAGAAAGGAUUGAAAGUGAUGACCCUGGCUAUCGGUGACGGUGCCAACGACGUAUCAAUGAUUCAAGAAGCGAACGUGGGUAUUGGUAUUUCGGGUGUCGAAGGUCGACAAGCCGUCAUGGCGUCCGACUAUGCCAUUGCUCAGUUCAGAUAUCUACGUAAAUUGUUGCUCAUUCACGGACGUUGGUCUUACCUCCGAACUGCCGAAAUGAUCAUGGGUUUCUUUUUCAAGAACAUUGUAUGGACUUUUGUCCUUUUCUGGUACCAAAUUUUCUGUCAGUUUAAUGGUACUAUGAUGUUUGAUUAUGCACUGGUCACAUUAUAUAAUCUUGUUUUCACGUCGUUGCCGAUUAUCUUUUUGGGUAUCUGGGAUCAAGAUCUCAGCGCGCGCAUCUCGUUAUGCUAUCCGGAAUUGUAUCGCAUGGGUAUCCGUAACGACAAGUUUAAAGUGUGGCGAUUCUGGAUGACCAUUGUCGAUUCCAUUUUCCAGUCCACCGUGUGUUUCUUCUUCCCGUACAUGUUACUGCUCGGAGGUUCGCCGGAUCCGAACGGAUAUAGUCAAAAUGGCGUUUACGAGAUCGGCACCAUCGUUUCAAGUAUUACCGUAAUCGUGGCCAACUUGUUUGUCGCUUUCUCCUUGUACAGUUACACAUGGAUCCAGGUGUUGAUCAUCUCGCUUUCCAUCCUUGUUUACUAUGCCUUUGUCGGUGUCUAUUCUUGCUUCAACACCUUCAUCUUCGCAGGGCAAGCACGGCUAUUUGGCACGGGUCUUUAUUGGCUUACACUCAUGCUCACCGUCGUUGCCUGCUUUAUCCCACGCGUAUCGGCAAAACAUUACAUUCAUCAAUAUAUUCCUUACGACAACGAUAUCGUCCGUGAAAUAGAACUCGUUCAACACGAUGGACGAGUAGAAAAGAAAUCCACGGAUGAUCAGACGAGUGACAGAUAGAUAAUAUUCCCUCCUGUCAAGAUUGUCUUUCACUCUCCCAGAAUAUCUUUUCCUCCUGUCAUCCUCCCCUUUCCUCUAAUGUCAUGUAUUUGUAGUAUCUUUUUUUAUUUGGUUUAUUUGUUGUUUUUUCUUUUAUCUUCGUAUCUCAUUCUACAUCUUCCCAACUUUUUUUUUCUUAGAGCAAUCUGCAAUGUAUGAAUAACAACAAGGAUAUUUAAACAUAAAAAUAUUUUAAUUGUAAUAGAACAGUG